GGCGGCGGGAAGGGGUUGCUCGGGCAAUCUAUGUACGGGUCUAGAGGAUCUAUGUACGAGAUACGGCUAGGUGGGCUGUGCCCCACAAGUAUCCGUUGCGACUUCUAUACAUAAAGACCAUGCCAUUUAUUUCUCCAUCAGCCAACCCCAGUUAAAACACCACUACUUCAACGGUGUACCACCUCAAAAACUACUCAUACCAUCUAGUUCAGUACUUGUCUCUCUGAUCUGGUUCUGUUAUAUCAGACGGGCUCUUACCGCUGACGCCUACCGCGUACACCUAAUCCCCACCACAAGAUGUCGACACCAGCAGAUGACUCCUCAGCGGUGCCAGAGUAUGUGCUCUGGCCGUACACCCCCACCAUCGCAGCCGGUGCCAUCGCCGCUGUCGUUAUGUUCAUACUGUUCUUCAUUCACACAUUCCGCCUCGUCAAGAAUAAGACAUGGUUUUGUAUACCGUUCGUCAUUGGAGCUCUGUGUGAAGCUAUAGGUUACUCUGCUCGUGCCGCAGCCCACAACGAUACCGAAGGCAAAACACCGUACAUCAUCCAGUCUACACUCAUUCUCCUGGCGCCCAUCCUCUUCGCCGCUUCCAUCUACAUGAUUCUCGGUCGUCUUAUCCGACGUACGGACUCUGCUGAGUACUCUCUGAUACGGGUCAACUGGUUGACCAAGAUCUUCGUUGGCGGCGACAUUCUGUGCUUCUUAAUUCAAGCCGGUGGUGCUGGUAUGCUCGUCUCAGCCAAUGACAAAGACGGUUUCAAGCGCGGCGAGAACAUCAUCCUCGGUGGACUGAUCCUUCAAAUCCUUAUCUUCGGCUUCUUCGUCGUCGUAGCGAGUAUCUGGCACGUACGACUCCAAAAGGGACCUACAGCUUCAUCCGCGGAUAUCCCGUGGACGAAGCUGAUCUGGUUCUUGUAUGCGGCUAGUGUCUGUAUCACUAUCCGUAACCUUUGCAGGGUUAUUGAAUACGCUAUGGGAAAGGAUGGUUACCUACUUUCGCACGAAUGGCCCAUCUACGUCUACGACUUCCUGCCUAUGAUGAUCACGCUUGUCGUAUGCAUCUGGUGGUACGACCCGAACAUCAAGCCGCGUCCCAAGACCGACAUCGAGUUCGCCCGCCGAUAGGUUGGUCGACGGUAUAUGAGAGCAGGAGGCCGGCCCAAGGGAAGCCUGAUAAUAGAAAUGGAAAUGUACCUACUGGUACAGCAUGUUUGUUUUCUUUGUGUAGCGUUCAGGUUUAUGCGUUUUGAAUAUGGGAAGAGUGCUUCGAAAGCAGUAGCUCAUGGAGACAUCAUGACAAGGAUCGUCGUAGAUACCUUAUAUAGCUUAUGCGGAUC
Molecule: messenger RNA, 1340 nt
Organism: Alternaria alternata
Lineage: Eukaryota; Fungi; Ascomycota; Dothideomycetes; Pleosporales; Pleosporaceae
Product: RTA1 like protein
Exons: 4
Coding region: 298-1128 (276 amino acids)
Cellular component (GO): membrane
Source: RefSeq, a predicted model, not a curated record